Molecule: messenger RNA, 1634 nt
Organism: Hydra vulgaris (swiftwater hydra)
Lineage: Eukaryota; Metazoa; Cnidaria; Hydrozoa; Anthoathecata; Hydridae
Source: RefSeq, a predicted model, not a curated record
AAACAGUCUUGGUCAAGUUGUCAACAAAAAAAAUCAUUUGUGUGAUCAGCAGUUGUGUUUGAUUGCAUACCAUUCCUGUCCAAGCCUGGAGAUUGCCUCUAAUGCGCCAAACUAUAAUGACAAAUAAAUUAGCUGAUCAACUUGCAGAAGUCAUCAAAGCUUAAGGUUACCCAAGGAGCAUUAAUAAUAUUCUGAAUAACUGCUCUGAUCAGUGUUGUGUUCACUUGAGCAAGGAGAAUCAUUGUGUGAAUCUGACUACUUGUUCAGUUUAUGAAAAAUGUGUUAAAAAUGUAUGCUUUGUUCUUUUUAAUAAAAAGAAUGGUGUUUUUGAGCCUUUUUUAUCUGGAUGUGGUGAUUUUUGUGAUGCAAAAGCUCAAUGUAAAACAGAAAAUCGUGGGGAUGAAAUUUCAUAUAUGUGUUGCUGUAAUGGAAACCUGUGUAAUAAACAUAGUGUAUUUGAUGACAGCUUAGGUUUUGUCCCAGUUUCAAUUCAACCAACACCCAAUACAACUAGUAAUGUUAUCCAAAUCAACUAUAAGAGUUUCCAGAAAAAAUCGUAUAAUUUUAUCGGAUACAUUUUUAUACCAUUUUUUGGCAUACUUGCAGCACUUAUUGUAAUUAAACAUUUCCGGAGGAAACGUAAAAGAAAUGUUAUUGUUCAACAAUCGCUCAUUGCACCACUUUCCCCUUGUCAAUUGAUAUCAAAACAAGACAAAUUGAUAAAACUACAAGAAUUAAUAGCUCAUGGACCACUUAGUGCAGUAUGGAAGGGAAUUUAUGGUGUUGAAUAUGUUGCUGUUAAAAUUAUUCCAAAAACCGAUUUUGAUUCUUGGGAAAAUGAAGUCAAAGUGUACUCUUUAUUCAAAAUACCAAAUGAAAACAUUUUAAAAUUUUAUUUAGCUAAAAAACAUAUUGAAAAUAGCUGUAUCCAACACUGGAUUGUAACAGAGUAUCAUAAAAAUGGUUCACUUAAAAAAUUUUUGAAACUAAAUGUCAUUAGUUUACCUAUUUUAAAGAAGUUUUUUAUGUGUUUCACUGAUGGUUUAAAAUAUUUACAUUCAAAACUUGGACAUAAACCUGCAAUUGCUCAUCGAGAUAUUAAAAGCAAAAAUAUUUUGGUGAAGGAUGAUUUAAGUUUAUGCAUUAGCGAUUUUGGAUUAUCUCUAGUUUUUGAUGGCAAGUAUUUUGAUAGUAAACAUGCUAAAGUUCAGGUUGGAACAAAAAGAUACAUGGCACCUGAAAUGCUUGAAGGAUCAAUCAGCUUCCUAACUGAUUCUCUAUUAUUUAUUGAUAUGUAUGCAUUUGCACUAGUUUUAUGGGAAAUAUUAUCAAGGUGUAGCAUUGAUGAAGAGUCAGUGAAUGAUUAUAUACCACCAUUCCAAGAUAUGGUAGGUGUUAAGCCAUCUAUAGAUGAUAUGCUAAAUUGUGUUUGUGUUAAAAAAAUGAGACCAUGUUUUCAGAGCAAUUGGAUCAGACAUCCUCUAAUUAGUAAAAUUUGCAAAACCAUUAGUGAAUGCUGGGAUUAUGAUGCAGAAUCUCGAUUGUCGUCAAGUUGUGUUUAUAUUCGUUUUGUAACAUUAUUUGAGCAAGAAACUGAACUGAUAAACUCAGAAUAAAUCAUAACUUAGGAUAAA